Molecule: messenger RNA, 2675 nt
Organism: Passer domesticus (house sparrow)
Lineage: Eukaryota; Metazoa; Chordata; Aves; Passeriformes; Passeridae
Gene: HTR1F
Product: 5-hydroxytryptamine receptor 1F
Exons: 4
Coding region: 1064-2167 (367 amino acids)
Biological process (GO): adenylate cyclase-inhibiting serotonin receptor signaling pathway; G protein-coupled receptor signaling pathway, coupled to cyclic nucleotide second messenger; chemical synaptic transmission
Cellular component (GO): dendrite; plasma membrane
Molecular function (GO): neurotransmitter receptor activity; G protein-coupled serotonin receptor activity
Source: RefSeq, a predicted model, not a curated record
CAGACCUCCCCCUCCAUCCCUGCUCCAGACAGCACCCUUUCCACCCAAAUAGGAUACACCAGCGUAUCCUAUUAUUAUAUUAUUAUUAUUACAGGUAUCUAAUUUAGGAUACCCCCCACUCCGGAGGACUCGUGUGGCCCCUCCCAGCCCUGGAGCCGCGGAGGCGGCACAAGCGCAGGGUCAGCAUCGCACCGGGGAUGCAGGUGGGCGCAUCCCGGGAGCGGCGGGCAUCCUGCCGGGCAUCACUCCCGGCAUCACUCCGGGCAUCCCGCCGGACCACCCCCAGCACCAUCCGCCCCCUGCCCGCGGCUCCCGGGGCAGGGAGCGCUCGGGGCGGCGCCGGAGAAUUCCCUGCCGCUUCCCGCCCCUCCCCGCCCUCCCCUCCUCUUUUUAUUUUUGGCGGGGGGCAGCGCCGUCUGAGGAAGGGAAACGCUUCGCUCUCCGCGCUCCGGGACCGGCGCCUGCCGCGGUGCGGAUGCGUAUGGACGAAUCCUCGUGAAAACAGCUUCGACGUUUCCCCCCCCCCAAAAAAAAAAAACCCAAACCCAAACAAACCACCCACUUGGAUAAUUAAAACGCCUUGCAAAGAAAAAUAGCUUCAGACUAAAAGUCCUAUAUCUGUUACUUCUGAAGGCUCAUUCCCUUGCUUUCUUGUGAAGAACUGUAGAAACACCUUUCUGAGAAAACUUCAAACCAGACACCAAACAGAGACAGAAAAACUGCUCUUUCAAGCUCAGAAAGUUAAGGAAAAAGCUGUUGCAAAUCAAGACUUUCAAUUGAAGUUUCUCCAGUCAACAACACAUCAGGCUAUCUUCUUCUUCUUGAAAGAUUAUGUCAUCUAACAAAUGAUCAGUUUAAACUUGAAACUCACAUGCAGUAUAGAAUGGCUGAAGUCUGAAAAUACUGCAGGAAUCAUGGAGAUGGGUUUUUGGCAGUAUCCAGUGUUGCUAAGACUGAUUGAAUUCCUACUACCAGUCCUAUUCCCAGAGGCAGCUUUUCCAAGGUGAUCCCUGACAUAGGAGAUGGUAACUGCCACGGGUAAAGAUCGUCUUUAAAAGGGAACAUGGAUUUAAUAAACUCAACUGAACAAAACAGUACAUCAGAAGAACCUUUCAAAUGGGCAACAUCCAAGAUUCUCAUUUCCAUUACCCUGUCUGUGCUUGCUCUAAUGACAACGGCCAUCAAUUCUCUCGUGAUGACUGCAAUAAUUGUGACAAGAAAGCUCCACCACCCCGCCAACUAUCUAAUCUGCUCUCUUGCAGUGACUGACUUCCUUGUGGCAGUCCUGGUGAUGCCCUUCAGCAUUGUCUACAUCGUAAAGGAGACCUGGAUCAUGGGGCAGGUGGUGUGUGACAUUUGGCUGAGCGUGGACAUCACGUGCUGCACUUGUUCCAUCCUGCACCUCUCUGCCAUUGCUCUGGACCGGUACAGAGCGAUCACGGAUGCCGUGGAAUAUGCCCGGAAAAGGACACCUAAGCACGCUGGCAUCAUGAUAGCAGUUGUAUGGAUCAUAUCCAUUUUUAUCUCCAUGCCACCUUUGUUUUGGAGGCACCAAACAACCAGCAGGGAGGACGAAUGCAUCAUCAAACACGACCACAUUGUUUCCACCAUUUACUCCACGUUUGGCGCCUUCUACAUCCCGCUGGCUUUGAUCCUGAUCCUUUACUACAAGAUCUACAAAGCAGCAAAGACAUUUCACAGGAGAAGUGUCAGCCGCAUCGUGAGGGAGGAGGGGGUGAAUGGACAAGUCCUUUUGGAUGCAGGUGAAAGAAGCACCAAAUCAGCUUCAAUGCCCAGCACAACAGAGAAGACCUCAGAUCCCCUGGUGAGCUCUGAUAAAAUCAACAUCACCCUACGAAGUCCCAGGUCUGAAUCCAAGCACGAGAAGUCCUGGAAAAAACAGAGAAUCUCCAGCACGAGAGAGCGAAAGGCAGCAACGACGCUGGGUUUGAUCUUGGGGGCAUUUGUGAUCUGCUGGCUCCCGUUUUUUGUAAAAGAAGUAGUUGUUAACACCUGUGAAACAUGUCAUAUCUCAGAGGACAUGUCUAAUUUCCUAGCAUGGCUGGGAUAUAUAAACUCUCUUAUUAACCCUUUAAUCUACACAAUCUUUAAUGAAGAUUUCAAGAAAGCCUUCCAGAAGCUUGUACGAUGCGGGCAAUACCUUUAAGAGCUUUUGUUCACAUAAGGAGAACACAGUCAUUGUUUUUUAACCUGUAUAAAUUUAUAUAACUGAGAUGGCAUUUGUUGUAUUUAAGGCGAAGCACCAGGACUCUGCAUUUACAUUAUAACGACUUUUUUUGUAUAGGUAAUAUUGGGAGCACUAAUUGCCCAAGUUUUAAAGAGAUGGAUCAUCUGGGACUGGUUUUGCUCUAGAAAAAGAGGUAGCUCUAAUCCAGUUGGGAUUUGCACAGCUGCCUAGCUUGAAGCAUAAGGUAUUACCUUAAAUAUGAAGGAAAUAUGCACUUGAAAUAGACAAAGAAACAAAACUUUUUUAAAAGCAACCCUCAGUCAUCAAUGAAAUGUUAAGUAAAAUGACACACAUUUUAAAUCGUACUGAUAUAAGAUAUAAAACACGCCAUAGAAUGAUUUUAACAGUCUGGCACAGGCCUGCAGCAUAGAGCCAAGCCAUUCACAGCCAAGGGUAGUAGCUUUAAUAUAUCUACCAUCAUCCCAAG